This is a messenger RNA of Drosophila mojavensis, 5233 nucleotides long. RefSeq lists its product as uncharacterized. Bases 974 to 4516 code for a protein of 1180 amino acids. Lineage: Eukaryota; Metazoa; Arthropoda; Insecta; Diptera; Drosophilidae. Gene Ontology annotation, biological process: proteolysis. The record is from RefSeq and is a predicted model, not a curated record. Gene Ontology annotation, molecular function: serine-type endopeptidase activity. The transcript is spliced from 5 exons.
CUUCGGGUAAAACCGCUAAGCGGCAAAUAAAUUUUGAUUGAAUGACUGAGCGAUUGAACGACUGAGCAAUCGAGUGUGCGUUUGUUUGCGCCUGGCCCUGGGGUAAAUACGAGCUGUAGCUUCCAAUUUAUUUUUGGGCCAGAUCCGGUUUUUAGUGGCGUUGCCCUUUGAGGCUCGUCGUCGAUUAGUCAGCGGGCAAAUCUUUGGGUCAGUUUUUGUCAGUUUGUUGAAUUUGCUGCUGACCCAAUUAAUAAGUGCAAAUUUCAUAAGCGACCGCCUUAUGCGGAAACUGUGGUGAAAAUUUGUACAUAAACAUCUCGCGACAUCAAGCUGCAGCCCACAUAAAAAAAAAGAAAAAAAAAAACAAUAACAAUACAAAAAUGAAAACAUAAAGCGCUAAUUUCGGACGUAAGAGUUUUCAACAUAUUUCUUUUUUUUUUUUAAUUUUUAAUUUGGGUCUCUUCUCCAUCUCCUUAACUUUGUUAAUGUGCCCCUUUUAGCUUACACGAUUAACACGAUUGCAACAAGCUUAAUUUGUAGCUAAGGUUUCCGCUUAGAGCUCAUCUUAACCUUCGCUGAUACGCAGAAUGCAGUUAAGCCAAAAGAAAAAACCCAAAAGUAAAGCCUUUGACGUCAUAGCCACGAAUUGUGAGCUCUCCGUUUUGUUUUGAGCCAACAAUUCGCAAACAAGCAACAGCAGCCGAGGCAGAGCCAGCCGCAGCGGCAGAGCCAGCGACUGCGACGCCGACUCUGCGCAUGCGCAACUUUUGUAUAAAAUCCAAGGCGCAGUCGAAAGCGAAAUCAGUGAAGAAAACGUUAACAAACGAGGCAGACACAGUGUGGUGCAGUGGUGCAGUGAUAGGAUAACAAAAAUAAAAGGCACAAAGACCACUUACAUAAGGAUUACAAGCGACAUAUUGGAAUAUUUAUAUAAAAAAGCGAAAGCACACGCACACACGCACACACACACACGAUGAGAAUGAGAAUGCGACACAGUUUAGUCUGUCUACUGGUGCUAGCGGCCAGCUCCGCUCUGGUCGCUGCCGACUCCAAUUGGGGCAAUGAGUGGGCGCCCAUGGACGCGCCGGACUCCAUGCUGAGCAGGCGCUCGGCUGAGGCACAGCCCGCGGCGGACGCACAGGGACGCAACUAUGCGGUGCACGAGAGCACACAGAGCAACGCCACGGAAAUCGACACGGUCAUCGAUCAGCUAAUCAACUCGCGCCGUGAGGGCCGCAAUCUGGGCGAAUAUGACGCCGUCUAUGCCGAUGGCAACAUCGAUCAGGCCCUGCAGGAGGGCAACGAUCUGCAGGCGCGCAACCUAAUUCGGGACAAGCUCUGCGGACUGGGUCUGAUGAGCUGCGAUGUGGAGGAGAAGCGCCCCUUCUACUCGACCAUCUAUGCCCAAGGACCACCGCCACCAUCCAGCUUCGGCGGCGGCCCCUAUGGACCAGCCAAGCCCAUGCCACCACCAAGCUACUUCAGUGGACGUCCACCCAUGGGCCCGCCGUCCAACUCGAUUAACUCCUUUGGACCUCCGCGCAAGGUGGGCUAUGAGGGCUCCUACAAGCCUCCGAUGAACAGCCUGUACAGACCUGGCGGUCAGUUCGGCGGCUCCUAUCUGGAACACCCACCAUCCGGCAUUGAUGGCUCCGAUGGCAUCACCUACACCAAGCCCCCACCCGGCUCUAUCAUCUACGACAGCAAGCCACCUGGCCCACUCUACACUGGCUCGCCCAACGGACCCGGACCCAUCUACAGUGGCCCCUCGAACGGCGUUCCACCUUAUAACUUUGAGAAUCCCGAGAAGAUCCAGGGCGCCAGCUCCUCGCUGAACGGCUUCUAUUCCCAGCAAUCGUCAUCGUCGUCUUCGGCAGCCACCUCCUCCAGCACCAAGGUUGUUGUGGGUGCUCCGCUCGAUGCGGGUCUUCAGCAACAUGUCCACCAUCAUUUCCAUCACGUGGAUGCCGGCGAAGGUGCCAAUAUUCCAACUGUUCCCAUUCCCAUUGGCAGUGGUCAGACCAUCAACACCGACUUCAGCGCCUUGGCCCAAUCCUCGGCCACGUACACGCCCCAGGCACAGGCAAGCAGCACCGGCUUCACGCAGUCGAAUGCGUUCACAGCUGGCUUCAAUGGUGCCUCCCAAGGUGGUCUGCUCUCCCAGGGCUAUCCCGGACAGAAGCCCACCUCCGGCUUGGGUAGCUUCGGCAGCAACUCUGGCUUGUCACAGUCCACCUCUAGCUUUGGCCAGAACGGUUUCAGUGGCUCGCCCGGCGGCAGCUAUCACAGCCAAAAUCCCGACUACUACAAGAAGGAGCUGCACAGUGGUGCCUCUAGCGGCUACAACGGCAUCUCCUCGGGCUACAAUGGACAAAACCAGGGUGGUUUGUACCAGGGCGCUGGCGGUGGCUAUGACACGUCCCGUCAACAAAUCGUCGAUUGCCAAUGCGUGCCCAUCAAUCAGUGCCCGGCCGCUGACCGCAUUGGACGCAAAGAGGAUCUGAUUCUGGCCAUCGAUCCCAGAAAUCUGGGCAAGGACAUCGAGGCACUGAGCGACGAUGCUGCGGCCAAUGCCAAUGCCACAGCCAAGGCUGACACCAAAGAGGAGAAGAAGGAUGAGGAUGAGAAGAAACGCACGCGUCGCCAGGCCGACGCCGACAACAACAACAAAGAGAACGACAGCAGCGAUCUCUCAUUGGACGCCCAAGGGCGUUUUGGCGCACUGGGACAAUCCCCGCUGGCACUGCCCGCCCUCCAAGCCAUUGAGCUGAUACAGCGCAAGAUUCUGCCCACAUAUGGGGUUAGCUUCGGUCUGCCCUACCCAUCGGCUGGCUAUCCAGGCGGCUAUCCAGCCAAUGUUCUGAACGACUAUUACCCCGCACAGAAUCCCAACUUUGGCUCGCUGGGCCCCAAUGGCCUCAAUCUGGGUCUGGUCAAUGUUAAUCCACUGGUCUCGCUGCAAGUGAGCAAAACGGAUUACGGCGAGAAUGUGGUCAAGCCACUGGUCAAUCUUCACGUAACACCCAAUGCGAAUAUCAUUCAGAAAGUGGGCGAUUUCUUCAAGAAGACGCCGAGCGAAGUGCACAGCACGCACUACCAUCACCACGAUCACUUCAGCGGCUACGAGCAUGAGCAUCAUCCGCACCACUAUAGCGCACCACCGCCAACACACCACCAUCACGUUUUCGAAAGUUCAGGCCCACACUUUGACGUGGAGAUGGUGCACAGCUCGCCCAUCUUUGAGUACCACAGUGGACCCUCAUUGCAUGUGCCAACGCAGCAUUAUCAUCACGCUGAGCACCACUCGGAGGCUCCAUUCGAGCACUCCUACAAUUCCAUUUAUCCCGACACAUCUCCCGAAGACUUUGGCUCCACUGGCUUUGGCAGCUACGGAGACUAUUCCCAGCAUUACGAGCGCAGCGUCAAUGCCACUGCCCCCGACUGGUCGGCGCCCAAUCGUCGGGGCAAGCAGCUGAAUUUGGGACAAGUGCAUAGCAUUCCCGCUCAAGCGCCUGGCGCUGCGGCGGGCAGUGAUCAUGUAACCUUUCCCCGUGAUCGCAGGCGACGCAGCGUUGAUAAGCCUGAAGAGUUUGAGUUGGGAGCGGAGCAGCGCGCCUACUAUGGCAACCGUCCUGUGGAGAAGACCUGUCGCAUCAACGAGGUCUGCUGCCGUCGUCCACUGCGCCCCCAGGCUCCUCCCCAGCAGCAGCUGGGACGUUGUGGCGUAAGGAAUGCCGCCGGCAUCACGGGCCGCAUCAAGAAUCCCGUCUAUGUCGAUGGUGACAGUGAGUUCGGCGAGUAUCCCUGGCAUGUGGCCAUCCUCAAGAAGGAUCCCAAGGAAUCGAUCUAUGCCUGCGGCGGCACUCUCAUUGAUGCCCAGCACAUCAUCUCGGCGGCCCAUUGCAUUAAAUCUCAAAAUGGAUUCGAUUUGCGCGUGCGCCUGGGCGAAUGGGAUGUCAAUCAUGACGUCGAGUUCUUCCCCUACAUUGAGCGCGAUGUUGUCUCUGUGCACAUUCAUCCCGAGUACUAUGCUGGCACCCUGGACAACGAUCUGGCUAUACUGAAGCUGGAUCACCCCGUCGACUUCACCAAGAACCCACACAUCAGUCCCGCCUGUCUGCCCGAUCAGUAUUCCGACUUCACCAACGCUCGCUGCUGGACCACCGGCUGGGGCAAGGACGCCUUCGGCGAGCACGGCAAAUACCAGAACAUCCUCAAGGAAGUCGAUGUGCCAAUUCUGUCCCACCAUCAGUGCGAGGCGCAGCUGCGCAACACGCGUCUCGGCUACAGCUACAAACUCAAUCCGGGCUUCAUCUGCGCCGGCGGCGAGGAGGGUAAGGAUGCCUGCAAGGGUGAUGGCGGCGGUCCUCUGGUCUGCGAGCGCAACGGCGUCUGGAACGUGGUCGGCGUGGUGUCCUGGGGCAUCGGAUGCGGCCAGGUGAAUGUGCCCGGCGUCUACGUGAAGGUCUCUGCCUACUUGCCCUGGAUUCGGCAAAUCACGCAGAGCUACAAAUGAUUAUUGGAGACAGUGCCCAGAGCGGGGGCCGUCACAGCCAAUGACGACACCUCCGAUCAAUUCGUAUUUCACUUUUGAGCAGCCAUUUCCAUUACGCAACGCACUCUCUGUUGGCCCACGCGUGUUGACUGUUACCGCUCGUUACCGUUACCCCGUCUUGUUUAGGCCUUUUCCUUAUUACCUUGUUAUUAUGAUUUUUUGCUACUUUAUUAUUUGUUGUUAAAAAACACUCUUUGUCGCACUCAGAUUCGAUUGUUGGACAAAUAUGUUAGCGAGUGGCCGAGUUAAGCGCUUGUUGCCUAUUGCUCUCCUCCACUUUGAAGCUCCGAUUCGUGCAUCGUGUAUAAUAGUUGUGUUUAUAUUAAUUAAUUUAUUUUUUAUACUUGUAAUAAAUUAAAAACUAUUUAAAUACAUUAAUUUAUCAAAGAAAACGAAACGACUUUUCAUUACAGUUAUAUAACUUGCUAUGAUUUUAUAUAUACAAUUAUAAUAUAAUCAUGUGUAUUACAUUAUAUUGCAAGUUGUUGAAAUGAAGGGAUUUGUGAAAAGAAAUGGUGGGCCUAUGCCAUUUUGAAUACCUCUUAAGACAAUUAAAAACUAAAAUAUUAGUUAGGAGGACUAACCGCAAUCAAACAAAUAUCUGCAGUACAUGAAAUAAGUAUGAAACGUUGUCGAUCGAGUGUUGCGAAAUCAUUGUGUUUUAUCAAAGUGAGUAAA